AUGGAGCCGCGAGCGGGACUCACGAGGACGGACACCGCGCGGGCUCUGCUCCUCGGGCUCGUGCUCGUUUAUCAAGCUUGUUUAUCGUGGGGAGCAGAGAGAGUCAAUCUGCAACAAGAGAUCAACAAUGGAAGUCUGGGGACAAAAGCGGAGAAAUGGGACACCACGGCCCUCGGAGACCAGUCACUGCACGGCACACGCGGCCAAAACGCAACACGAGACGUUUUAUCGAAGUGGCGCCAAAGCGAGACGGAGAACGCCAAUCAGACGCUGCAUCACGACUCCUGGGACCAAUCGGGCGGCUUCGAGGAGGAGGAGGAGGGCGGGACGAACUCUACGGUUUUGAGGCGACAGUUUAAAGAAGCUCUGAACACCAACUCCAGAAGACGGUCACCUGGCCCGUGUCGCUUCGCCUGUCUGAACGGAGGCCAGUGCGUGAACUCAGAGUCGUGUGAUUGCAGUCUGUACCAGGCCACGGGACACAGGUGUCAGACAGUGCCGAACCAGGGCUUUGAGCGGGAGAUGACCUGCAGGAGCUGGGGCCAGUACAACUUUGAGACUUUCGAUGGACUUUACUUCCACUUCCCUGGACGCUGCACCUACACCCUCCUCCGAGACUGUGAGGAGGGCCCUGGAGUCACUGUGCAGGUUCAUAAUGAUCCAGACUGUGGCUCGUCCUACAGCUGCCGUCGCUCCGUCAGUCUGUUCAUGAACUGGGACGGAGAGAUCAGGCUCAACGCUCACAACGUCACUUUUAAAGGAGAACGACUGGAGCUCCCUCACCACAUCCACGACCUGAUGCUGGAGCAGAUCUCAGAUUACGUGUUGGCGACGCAGCACGGCUUCACUCUGGCCUGGGACGGACUCCGAGGCUCCGUCUACAUCAAACUCAGCCCCGAGUACGUGAGCCGCACCUGUGGGCUCUGCGGGAACUUCAACGCCGACGCGCAGGACGAUCUACGCACCAGCUACGGCGUGCCCACGGAGGAGAUCGAGAUGUUCGGGAACAGUUGGCAGGAGGUGGAGCCAGACGAGUCCAGGUGUCCCAUCGUGUCUCCAGGAUUCACCUCCCCCUGCUCUGGAGUCCCGGACCAUGUACUGCAGGCAAUCCAUGAGGUGUGCUCUCUUCUGCUGGAGCCUCCGUUCUCAGACUGUCAUGAGUUUGUGAGUCCUCUGUCCUACAUGGCCUCCUGCACCAACGACCUCUGCCUGUCUGGUCCUGUGGAUGAGAUGUUGUGUUUGGUGCUGAGUGAAUACGCUCGAGCCUGUGCCCACGCAGACCACCCCCUGCACCACUGGAGACAGACCUUCCCUCUCUGUGAGAGGCCCUGUGCCUCAGGUCUUCAGUGGAGAGAGUGCAUCAGCUGCUGCCCUCAGACCUGUCGUCAGGAGAAGAACUGCAUCGACAGCAGACUCGCCUGUGUGGACGGCUGCUACUGCCCAGAAGGCCUGGUUCUUGAGUCUGGGUCGUGUGUGCUUCCGUCUGAAUGUCCCUGUGAACACCACGGCCUGAUGUACCCGUCAGGACACACGCUGGACGACCGCUGCAACUCCUGUACCUGUGUGGGCGGAGUCUGGAACUGCACCGACUACACCUGUCCAGCGGAGUGCUCUGUGACCGGGGACAUGUUUUUCCAGUCGUUCGACGGCAGAGUUUUCUCUUUCGCUUCGACGUGUCAGUACGUCCUGUCCAAGAGCCACAACUCCGGACGCUUCACCGUCACCAUCCAGAACGCCCCCUGUGGAGCCAACUUGGACGGCUCGUGUCUGCAGUCGGUGAGUCUGGUGGUGGACGAGGACCCCAGGACGGAGCUGACCCUGAGCCACGUGGGAGAGGUGUUUCUGGGGGGACAGUACCGCAUCUCCCUGCCCUACUCCGACGAGGUGCUGGAGGUGCAGGAGCUGUCGUCCAUGUUCGUCCAGGUGCAGACGGUCUUCGGGCUCCGGAUCCAGUUCUCCUGGUCCGAGUCCAGACUUUACCUGCAGCUGGACCAGCGCUGGCUCCAGGACACGGUCGGACUGUGCGGGACCUUCAACGGGAACAGCCAGGACGACUUCCUUUCUCCGUCGGGGAUGAUCGAGAGCACUCCUCAGCUCUUCGGAAACAGCUGGAGAGUUUCUUCCGCGUGCGCCGUGAGUCUGAGCGCGCCUCAGAUCGACCCGUGUGACGCGCACCAACAGGCCGUGUCCUACGCGUCAGAGAAGUGUUCGGUCUUGACUCAGGAGUUGUUCGCGUCUUGUCACGAGCACGUCAGUCCAGGUCCGUUCCUUCUCCAGUGUCGCUCUGACGCUUGUAAAUGUGGAGCUCCGUGUUUCUGCUCGUCUUUGGCUCAUUACGCUCGUCACUGUCGCCAACACGGAGUCCUCGUCCACUUCAGAGCUCACAUCCCCGAGUGCGAGGCGACGUGUCCGUACUCGAUGGUCUACGGUCCCUGUGUGUCGUCGUGUCUGCGCCGCUGCUCCACUCUGUCUCUGCCUCACGUGUGUUCAGCUGAGUGUGAGGAGGGAUGUGUGUGUCCAGAGGAAACCUACUACAACCACCGCACCCGCACCUGCGUCCAGAGGAGCGAGUGUCCGUGCAGUUUUCUGGGCGCAGAUUAUGAACCUGGAGACAUGAUCAUGACUUCAGCAGGUGUUCAGUUGUGUGUGGACGGGAAACUGGUCUCUCAAAGUCCAGCGAGUGACGGCUUGUGUCCCGUGGGUCAGAUCUACCUGAACUGUUCCGACGCAGGAGUGAUGUCACAGAGGGGCGUGGCCUGUGAGCGCACCUGUGAGUCGUACCUGCUGAACCUCACCUGCUCCUCCCACGAGCCCUGUGUGUCCGGCUGCAUCUGCCCCCCCGGGCUGCUGAAACAUGGAGACGAGUGCUUUGAGCCUCAGGCCUGUCCCUGCCUGUGGAAGGGAAAAGAGUAUUUCCCCGGCGACCGCGUCUCCUCCCCGUGUCACCACUGCGUCUGUCAGCACGGGACGUUCCAGUGUGUGUUCAGACCCUGUGCCUCCAUGUGCUCGGCCUACGGAGACCGACACUACAGGACCUUUGACGGACUCCUCUACGACUACGUGGGAGUCUGCAGAGUCCACCUGCUCAAGAGCAGAGUGGACACUCCUGUCAGUGUGCUGGUGGAAAACGUGGACUGUUUUAACAGUGGAGUGAUCUGCAGGAAGUCUCUGCUCAUCAGUGUGGGACAGACGCUCAUCGCCUUCGACGACGCCUCCGGGAAACCAAACCCGUCCAGUGUGAUCGACCGCAGACAGAGGGUUUUCCUGUUCUCCGCUGGGAUUUUCUCUGUGGUUCAUUUCCACGAGGAGGACCUGACUGUGCUCUGGGACCGAAAGACCACGGUCCACAUCCAGGCGGGACCACGCUGGCAGGGGAAACUCAGCGGUUUGUGCGGAAACUUCGACCUGAAAACUGUGAACGAGAUGAGAACUCCAGAGAACAUCGAGUCCCCGACGCCCCAGGAGUUUGGCAACAGCUGGACGGCCACCGAGUGCCUGAGCAGUCCCGACGUGAGGCCUCCCUGCUCCGUGUUUCCUCUCAGAGAACCUUUUGCAAAGCGACAGUGCUCCGUCCUCCUCAGCGAAGUGUUCCAGAGCUGCCACCCGGUGGUGGACGUGACGUGGUUUUACAUGAACUGUGUGGCGGACACGUGCUCGUGCAGUCGGGGAGGAGACUGUGAGUGUUUCUGCUCCAGCGUCGCCGCCUACGCCCAACGCUGCUGCCUCCAGGGCGUCUCUGUGGACUGGAGGAGCCCCUCGCUCUGCCCCUAUGACUGUGAAUACUACAACAAAGUCCUGGGUAAAGGUCCGUACAGACUCAUCCCUUUCAGAGACCGGACCUCGGUUCUGGCCUCCAGCCGUUCUCCGGGCUCCGUGUUCCUGGUCCGGGCCAACAGCAGCGAGAGUCAGGGCUUCCUCUCCAAGUUCAUGAUGACUCCAGGACUGAGCCGCUCCAGGCCUCACGACACUUCUCGCGUCUCCUUCGAAGCCGCCGACCGUCCGAACUACUUCCUGUUCGCGAGCCCGAGCGGCGAGGUGAAGCUGUCCAAGUGGCGCGACAGUGAUGCAUUCUGGGAAGGCGCCACGUUCGUGCUGCACAGAGACACGUGGAUCCCGGGCUUCGUUUCGCUGGAGUCUCAGUCCAAACCCGGAUUUUUCCUCCACGCGACGAGACUCAUUCACCUGCUCAAGUACAGACACACGGACAGCUACCGCAAAGCCACGCUCUUCAGGGUCACAGGCCCCAGCGCGGACGCCCCAGUGGGUCCUCAGUGUCAGUGGAGAUACGACUCGUGCUCUGUGCCCUGUUUCAAAACCUGCAGCGACCCCAGAGCCGACUCCUGCACCUCCAUUCCACAAGUGGAGUCCUGUCUGCCUGUGUGUCCCUCUCACAUGGUGCUGGACGAGGUCACUCACCGCUGCGUCCACCUCCAGGACUGUAUUAACCCUCCAGUUGGCUCCGACACCUCUUUUCUCACUUUCCCUUCUCUAAACACCACACUUUCCGGUGUAUCGCCCCCCGAAGUCCAACCUGAGCACUACACCUCCAGAGUGACUGACUCUCCGUCGAGCAGAACCACGACCGGCGCUCCGUACGCCAUCACCGCCUUGUUUUGGUUCACAGACAUCAUGUCCACCACGGCUCUCACCAAACCGGAGCCGACGAAAUCUGCAGAAAUCACCACAAAAACCACCACAAUCACCACCAAACCCGCUGAUUUACAAGCCGUCCAAGGUUACCGCGAAACCAUCGAAAACGACGACGAAAUCGAGCGAUACGAGCACAAAACCGACAAAACCCACGGCAAAACCGACGAAAUCAACCACCAAAUCGACCACGACUUCGACCGCGUCCCGCAUAGAACCUCUCGAACCCACAAAAUCUGCCAUGGGGGCGACGGCGACCACGCGAGAAGCGGCGAAAGUGACGACGAAAGCGGUGGAGACGAGCAUGCAGCCGAGCGCGACCACGAAGGACGCGAGCGGAAUCAGCACGAAGCAAGAGUAGAAAGUACUUCAAAAAUGUCUACUUUGUCGGUAACUACUACGUCUGCUACUGCUACUACUACUACUACUACUACUGCUGCUACUACUACUAGUACUACUACACGGACAUCAGAUCCAUGGCACUCACCUCACGGUACAACAACUGUACAAGUUUCACCAGCGACGAAAUCUUCCCAUAACUACAGAGCCAGAAUCUACUCUCAAAACGACACACAUAAAAGAAACUACUCUCCCUCCAAAGAUCGAAACGUCCGUGAAGCCUCCGAUAGAGAGAACGGAGACGGGCCUGACCACUUCUGCAGAGAGGGCGCCCCCUGCUGUGGGAACGAGCGCAGUGCCGCCGGUGACACAAAGACCCACAGCGACAACAACAACAACAACAACAGCAACGACAGCGGCAGCUCGUCCGGACACAGGCAGAGUGGAGCGCCCACAUCUGGACAAAAACUUGAAACUACGUCCUACGCCACAACUACGACGUCUACGGUUAAAUCUGAUGACAAAACAACGACCAAAAAGGCGGAAAUCGCGAAAACGCCUACGCCUUCGUUCAAACCGCCGACCGAGGCGACGGAGGCGUGGAGCGUCCGUGCGUCGACUGCUGCCUCGACCGUUUCCGUGACGACGGAGACCAGUAAAGUGACGACGAAAGAGAGGGGAGAAGACGAAGAGGAAGCGCCGACGACCACGGCGAAAACCACGCCCAAAGCCACGCCCUCCACCGUUUUAGACACGACGAAAUACACCGAGACGACGGCGGCAGUGAGUUUACAAACGGCCCGCGCGUGUACGCCUCCGUACGCAGAGAUCGUCGACGAAUGCACCAAGUUCAUCUGCGUGAACCAUCAGCUCAUCCUGUUUAACAAAUCCCAGAGCUGCUCGUUCACCUCCGAGCCCCCGAACUGCGGCCUGCUGGGAUUCGCCGUCCUGGUGAACGGAGACAAGUGCUGCCCCCAGUGGGAGUGUCCAUGUCGCUGUUCUCUGUUCCCAGACCUGAGCGUGAUCACGUACGAUGGAAACAGCGUGGCCGUGUUUAAAGCCGCGUCUUACAUCAUCACUCAGCUGGAGACGGAGACGCUGUCCGUGUCCGUGCAGGAGUGUCCCGCAGACUCCAGGUCUCCGCUGCUGUGGAACUUCACUCACUUGUGCCUCGUGGCUCUGAACAUCACUCACAAAUCCAACCACAUCGUCAUCGACCGACUCCAGCGGCGGCUGUACGUGAACUCUCGAUACGCCAAGCCCAGGUUUAAGAAGUUUGGGUUUGAGAUCUACGACACAGGAAACAUGUAUCUGAUCAAGACUCCGGCCGGACUCAGGCUACAGUGGUUCCACUCCACCGGGAUGAUGGUGGUCGACACGGAGGCGCACUACAACAGACUGACCACCAGGGGGCUCUGCGGUUUCUGUGACGGAGACCCGAGUAACGACCUGACUCUGCCCAGCGGCUCCUUCGUGUCCGACAGUGAACAGUUCAUCGAGAGCUGGACCGUCCCCAACACCACGUCGUCCAUCAGCCCCACGCGACGAAGAAACGCCAACUGCACCACCAGCGACUGCUCCCAGUGUCUGAGCAUGAUCCAGGGACACGACUACAGGCCCUGCCACCCUCAUGUUCCUCCCUCUACGUUCUGUGAACUGUGGGUCAGAGACACAGAGUACGUGAACAACCACUGUGUGGCGCUGUCCGCCUACGCCGCCUCCUGCCACAAGUUCAACAUCUGCAUUGAGUGGAGGAAACAGGACCACUGCCCGUUCCUCUGCCCCGACGGUCUCCAGUACCAGUCGUGUCUGCCCGCCUGCUCCGCCUCCUCCUGCCCAAACCAGGACUUCGACUCGGACCCGGACCAGUGCUCGGGUCUCACGGAGGGCUGCGUGUGUCCGGAGGGAACGCUGCUGCACCGACCCUACUCCAAACUCUGCGUGCAGCCGGACAAGUGCGCGUGCACAGACAGCGCCGGGCUUCCUCGCGCUCACGGGGAGGUGUGGAAAUCCUCUCAUGACGCCUGCUGCAUGUACCGCUGCGAGAACGACACCAUCGUCCCAGUGGAGUUCAACUGCUCCACCGCAGCACCACAGUGUCACAGACAGGGGGAGGUAGUGAUCAGCCUGGCCGACCAGGACACCUGCUGCCCUCACAAACUCUGCGUGUGUAAUCAGAGUCUGUGUGAGCUGCCUCCUCCUCUGUGUAACUAUGGAGAGAAGUUGGUGUCUUAUUACAGACAGGACUCGUGCUGCCCUCAGUACUCGUGCGAGUGUGACCCGGAGUUGUGUGAGUCUGUGGUUCCUUCGUGUCGAGACGAUCAAACUCUGAUCUCCACCAGAACCGACGGGAGCUGCUGCCUCGCUCACAUCUGCAUGUGUGCGUCGUGCUCCGAGGCGCCCCCUGUCUGUCAGGAGGGAGAGGUGCUCACUGUGGACUUCAACACGACUGACCGCUGCUGCCCGCCGUACGUCUGUGUGUGUGAGCCCGAGCGCUGUCCUGAGAUCAGCUGCUCUGUCGGGAUGUCCCCAGUCUCCAGCUCUGUCCCAGGACGCUGCUGCCCAAAACAAACAUGCGAAUGCGCCUGUGAGAAGAUCAUCUCUCCAAAGUGUGGCCUGGGAGAGACGACUCAGCUGGACCGAGCCUUCAUGUCCGACCCUCAAAACCAGUGUGACUGUAAAAGAUACAAAUGUGUUCCUGAGCCCGGCUGUAUCUUCCCUGAGCGUGGUCUCCUGCUCCUUCCCGGUCAGAUGUUGGUGGAGCACAGCGACGGAGGCGUUUGUUUCAGUCGUCAGUGCAGCCGCUCCGUCGACUCCAGCUCCGGCCUCAACAUCAUGAGAACCACCACCCACAACUGCUCCACCUCCUGCCUCCCGAAUCAGAUUUAUGUUCCUCCCAAAGACCAGUCGAGCUGCUGCGGCUUCUGCAAAAACAUCUCCUGUUCCUACGAGCACGAGAACGGCACCGUCGCCUUCUACAAGCCCGGCCGCUCGUGGAUGUCCAACUGCACAAAGUACGACUGCGCAGACACGGAGUCCGGCACCACUCUGAUCUCACUGCCCAUCAGCUGCCCGCCCUUCAACGCCUUCGAGUGCCUCCAGAACGGAGGUCAUGUGGUGAGUUACAUGGACGGCUGCUGCAAAACCUGUAACCUCUUGGCUCUGUUGCCUUUCCCCGUUAGCCCCGUGUCUCCCACAGUCAGCUCCAACUGUGAACGAGGUAAAGAAGACGGAAAAUCGUGUCAAAAAGUCACUGUGAGAAUGACCAUCAGGAAAAACAACUGCCGCAGCAACCGACCGGUGAACGUGGUCUCGUGCGACGGGAAGUGUCCCUCCGCCAGCAUCUACAACUACAACAUCAACACGUACGCUCGCUUCUGCAAGUGCUGCAGAGAAACCGGCCUCCAGAGACGCACCGUCCAGCUCUACUGCAGCAACAACUCCACCUGGGUCAACUACGACAUCCAGGAGCCCACCGACUGCUCCUGCCUCUGGUCCUAA
Molecule: messenger RNA, 8487 nt
Organism: Boleophthalmus pectinirostris (great blue-spotted mudskipper)
Lineage: Eukaryota; Metazoa; Chordata; Actinopteri; Gobiiformes; Gobiidae
Gene: otog
Product: otogelin
Biological process (GO): L-arabinose metabolic process
Cellular component (GO): extracellular matrix
Molecular function (GO): alpha-L-arabinofuranosidase activity
Source: RefSeq, a predicted model, not a curated record